Messenger RNA from Vombatus ursinus (common wombat), 1623 nucleotides. Its product is annotated as RGM domain family member B-like. NCBI's taxonomy places the organism in Eukaryota, Metazoa, Chordata, Mammalia, Diprotodontia, Vombatidae. Gene Ontology annotation, cellular component: plasma membrane. Gene Ontology annotation, molecular function: coreceptor activity. The transcript has 5 exons. The record is from RefSeq and is a predicted model, not a curated record. Gene Ontology annotation, biological process: BMP signaling pathway. Bases 178 to 1596 code for a protein of 472 amino acids.
GUUCCUCCUGCACCAAGGCUGCAUGGCUUGUGGCUUAUUUUCCCAGCUGGCAAACGUCACCAUGAAGACAAGGGAAUGCCUGUGGUUCAAAAAGUAAGUGCCAGGGUCCAAGCUUUUCAAGGACUUUCGAUGCCCGUUUGGCCCUCCAGUCACCAUACAGGACCAUAAGGGUUAAAGAUGAUGAGGAAGAAAAGGAAGCGAGGCCCGAUCGCGUGUCCAUGCAGCAGCCCCGGCUCCCGGGCCCCCACGCCGCCGCCAGAGCCCCGGAGGAGACCUGCAUGGACGGGCAUGGGGAGAGCUGCCCCUUCCUGCGCCGCCGCCGGGGCUGAGCCGCGCCGGCGCCGCCUCCGUCGCCGCUGGCGCUCGCCUCCUCUGGCCGCCCUGCUGCUCCUGCUCGGCCUCGGGGGGCUGCCCGCAGGUUAUUGCCAACAGCCAACCCAGUGUCGAAUCCAGAAAUGUACCACAGACUUUGUGUCACUGACUUCUCACCUGAACUCUGCCAUCGAUGGCUUUGAUUCAGAGUUCUGCAAGGCCCUACGUGCUUAUGCUGGCUGUACCCAGCGUACUUCCAAAGCCUGUCGUGGAAACCUGGUCUACCAUUCAGCUGUGCUGGGAAUCAAUGACCUCAUGAGCCAGAGAAACUGUUCCAAGGAUGGACCCACAUCCUCUACCAACCCCGAAGUUACCCAUGACCCUUGUAACUAUCAUAGCCAUUCAGAAACUAGAGAACAUCAGGGAGGGGACCAGAGUCCUCCCACUUAUCUUUUUUGUGGCUUGUUUGGAGAUCCUCACCUUAGAACUUUUAAUGAUCACUUUCAAACGUGCAAGGUGGAAGGUGCCUGGCCUCUUAUAGAUAAUAAUUAUCUUUCUGUACAAGUGACAAAUGUACCUGUAGUCCCUGGAUCCAGUGCUACUGCUACAAAUAAGAUAACUAUUAUCUUCAAAUCCCACCAUGAGUGUACCGAUCAAAAAGUAUACCAAGCCGUGACAGAUGACUUGCCAGCAGCCUUUGUUGAUGGCUCCACCAGCGGUGGGGAUGGUGAUAUCAAAAGCCUGCACAUUGUGGAGAAGGUGAGCGGCCACCACGUGGAGAUGCAUGCCAGGUACAUAGGAACCACAGUGUAUGUGCGGCAGUUGGGUCGCUACCUAACUUUGGCCAUCCGCAUGCCCAAGAGCCUGGCUAUGGCUUAUGAAGAAAGCCAGGAUCUGCAGCUCUGUGUGAAUGGCUGUCCUUCAAGUGAGCGCAUUGAUGAUGGGCAGGGGCAGGUGUCUGCUAUCAUGGGGCAGAUGCUUCCCCGAGCUGCCUCAGCCCCAGCCUGGCCUGGGUAUACACUGGAGACCGCCACUACCCAAUGCCACGAGAAGAUGCCAGUGAAAGACAUCUAUUUUCAUUCCUGUGUCUUCGACUUGCUCACCACCGGUGAUGCCAACUUCACUGCAGCAGCUCACAGUGCCUUGGAGGAUGUGGAGGCACUGCACCCUAGAAAGGAACGCUGGCACAUUUUCCCCAGCAAUGGCAUUGGGGGCCUGAUGGGAAGCAGUAACUUGUCUGUCAGUCUUAGACUCAUGUGCUUGAUUCUUGUGGUGUUUUUGUAGGGUUUUCUGUUGUUUUUUUUUUUUGUC